CUCCCACUCCCGCCUCCACCUCUACUACGCCCCACACUCCGCAACCGUCUCACACAUACCUACAGAACAAUGGCCAGCAGGGCAGGCGUUGCCGUGCGUGCCAUCAUGGACGUCUCGCGGCUGACGCGGGGACGGAUCGGCAAGGUGAUCAAGACCGCCGCCGAGACCAAUAUGAACAAGACCACUGUGGUUGAGGUUGCUCGGCAGAAGACCCAUCCCAAGUACGGCAAGUCACGUCGGGUGACCAAAAAGUCCUCUGUCAUGACGAGUCCAACGUGUCCAAGGUUGACGAUCUUGUGCGCAUCGAGCUCGGGCGCCCGCGCUCAAAGCGCAAGUCGUGGUAUGUUGCCGAGGUUGUCAAGCGCCGCGUUGAUUGAGGUCGCGAUUGAUCUCUCUGGCGAGUGGCUGCAGCCCUUCCCGUCAACUUGUUGCGCGCACUGACGCGCUCAGCCUAGCAGGCCAAGCCCGCAUAAACGCACUUCGAACACGAA
This is a messenger RNA of Thecamonas trahens ATCC 50062, 491 nucleotides long. RefSeq lists its product as uncharacterized. Lineage: Eukaryota; Apusomonadida; Apusomonadidae. The record is from RefSeq and is a predicted model, not a curated record. Gene Ontology annotation, cellular component: ribosome. Gene Ontology annotation, biological process: translation. The transcript has 2 exons. Bases 70 to 441 code for a protein of 123 amino acids. Gene Ontology annotation, molecular function: structural constituent of ribosome.